AUGGUGGACAUGGAGAGCCCCAUCUGUCCCCUGUCCCCGCUGGAGGCCGACGACCUGGAAAGCCCGUUAUCUGAAGAAUUCCUGCAAGAAAUGGGAACCAUUCAAGAGAUUUCUCAGUCCAUUGGUGAGGACAGUUCUGGAAGCUUUAGUUUUACAGACUACCAGUACUUAGGAAGCGGUCCGGGAUCAGAUGGAUCCGUUAUUACAGACACCCUGUCUCCAGCCUCCAGCCCCUCGUCCGUCACCUACCCUGUGGCUCCUGCUGGUGCUGACGAGUCGCCCAGCGUGGCACUGAACAUCGAAUGUAGAAUCUGUGGGGACAAAGCCUCGGGCUACCACUACGGAGUUCAUGCCUGUGAAGGUUGCAAGGGCUUCUUUCGGAGAACCAUUCGGCUAAAGCUGGUCUAUGACAAAUGUGAUCGGAGCUGUAAGAUUCAGAAAAAGAAUCGGAAUAAAUGCCAGUAUUGUCGUUUCCACAAGUGCCUCUCCGGGAUGUCCCAUAAUGCAAUUCGAUUUGGGCGCAUGCCAAGGUCUGAAAAAGCCAAACUGAAAGCAGAAAUCCUCACAUGUGAACAUGACCUAGAAGAUGCCGAGACCGCAGAUCUCAAGUCUCUCGCCAAGAGGAUUUACGAGGCCUACUUGAAGAACUUCAACAUGAACAAGGUCAAGGCCCGGGUCAUCCUCGCGGGAAAGGCCAGCAAUAACCCGCCUUUCGUCAUACACGACAUGGAGACACUGUGUAUGGCCGAGAAGACGCUCGUGGCCAAGCUGGUGGCCAACGGCAUCCAGAACAAGGAGGCGGAGGUCCGCAUCUUCCACUGCUGCCAGUGCACGUCCGUCGAGACCGUCACGGAGCUCACGGAGUUCGCCAAGUCCAUCCCGGGGUUCGCAAGCUUGGACUUGAACGACCAGGUCACGCUGCUGAAGUACGGCGUCUACGAGGCCAUCUUCGCCAUGCUGUCCUCUGUGAUGAACAAGGACGGGAUGCUGGUGGCUUACGGCAAUGGCUUCAUCACGCGCGAGUUCCUCAAGAGCCUGAGGAAACCCUUCUGCGACAUCAUGGAGCCCAAGUUUGACUUCGCCAUGAAGUUCAAUGCGCUGGAGCUGGACGACAGUGACCUUUCCCUCUUUGUGGCUGCUAUCAUUUGCUGCGGAGACCGGCCCGGCCUCCUAAACGUAGGACACAUUGAGAGAAUGCAGGAGGGUAUCGUGCAUGUGCUCAAACUUCACUUGCAGACCAACCACCCCGACGACGUCUUUCUCUUCCCCAAACUCCUGCAAAAGCUGGCGGACCUGCGGCAGCUGGUCACGGAGCAUGCGCAGCUGGUGCAGGUGAUCAAGAAGACGGAGGCGGACGCCGCGCUGCACCCGCUGCUGCAGGAAAUUUACAGGGACAUGUACUGA
This is a messenger RNA of Sus scrofa (pig), 1404 nucleotides long. It is a transcript of the gene PPARA, whose product is annotated as peroxisome proliferator activated receptor alpha. Gene Ontology annotation, cellular component: nucleus. Gene Ontology annotation, biological process: negative regulation of cholesterol storage; positive regulation of transcription by RNA polymerase II; fatty acid metabolic process. NCBI's taxonomy places the organism in Eukaryota, Metazoa, Chordata, Mammalia, Artiodactyla, Suidae. Gene Ontology annotation, molecular function: zinc ion binding; RNA polymerase II cis-regulatory region sequence-specific DNA binding; nuclear receptor activity. The record is from RefSeq and is marked provisional.